Messenger RNA from Emiliania huxleyi CCMP1516, 822 nucleotides. RefSeq lists its product as hypothetical. Bases 1 to 822 code for a protein of 273 amino acids. The transcript has a single exon. The record is from RefSeq and is a predicted model, not a curated record. Gene Ontology annotation, cellular component: mitochondrion. Lineage: Eukaryota; Haptophyta; Isochrysidales; Noelaerhabdaceae.
AUGCCGCCCUUCACCUCCAGCACGGAGGCGGUCGAGAGAACGGGCGGCUCCUCGAGCUGGGCGGUCCCAGAGGCCAUCACCCUACUUAAAGAUUUCGCCGCCGCCUUCAUCGCCUCUGCAGCUUUGUCCAUCCCUGUCACCAUCAUCGACAAGGCCGUCGUCGAGAAUGCCACCGGCGCAAACACGCUCGGCGCGUCUAUGAGGACUGCGCUGGUCAAACUCCUAACGACACCGCACAAGUUUCUGACGUCGCGCGAGUACUUUGUCGUUCACGGCGUGUACACCGCCACCUACCUAGCGGCGAACUGGACCGACAGCGUCUGCGAAGCCUCUAGCAGGAGUAAUAAGAUCCCCAAGCUCGCCAGCACCACCCUCGUCAACCUCGGUGCGGCGGCCAGCAAGGACCGCAUCUUUGGCAUAUGGUUCUCGGGCAAGCCGCCGGCUCCGUUCCCGCUCGUGUCGUGGAGCCUCUUUUUCGUGCGCGACCUCGGGACGAUGGCGACGGCCUUCUCCCUUCCGCCGGCGAUCUCCCAGUCCAUGGUUGAGAGGGACUACUCGCCGUCCACUGCCAAGUACGUCUCGCAGAUCGCGCCCGUGAUGGCCAUCCAGUGGCUGACGGUGCCGCUGCACCUGAUCGCGUACGACCUCUACGUGCACAAGCUGGGCUCGGGCCGCACGGCUUCGGACCGGCUGGCGUUCCUGCGCCAAAAGUACACGGAGACGGUCGGCGCGCGCUCGAUGCGCAUCUUCCCCGCCUUUGGCCUCGGCGGGCUGGGCAACACCUGGCUGAGGAACGCCCUCCUCGGCAAGCCGCAGGAGUAG